This is a messenger RNA of Acipenser ruthenus (sterlet), 2250 nucleotides long. RefSeq names its product caspase-6-like. The record is from RefSeq and is a predicted model, not a curated record. Bases 212 to 1069 code for a protein of 285 amino acids. Gene Ontology annotation, cellular component: cytoplasm. The transcript has 8 exons. Gene Ontology annotation, biological process: proteolysis; apoptotic process. Lineage: Eukaryota; Metazoa; Chordata; Actinopteri; Acipenseriformes; Acipenseridae.
GUCACGUUGGUGGUCGUCGUCUUCGAAUUGACAGGGAACCACACGCUGUGCUCUUCGUGUGGCUGACACAUCUGCUGAUCACUAACUUAUACAAAGCCAAUCGAAUUACCGAGGCGGAAUUUCCGUCCACAACAUGAGUCAGUAGAUACAGUAAGUACUGCAGAGUAACUUGUAACAAAGAGGAACAGAAGAGAAACAGAAAACAUCAGCAAUGGCAAACUCGGAAAAGCACGACUCAAAAGAAAAUGUUACAGAACUCGACUCCUUCUAUAAGAGCUCUGAUAUUUUUGACCCUUUGGAAGAAUACAAGAUGACCCACAAGCGUCGAGGUAUCGCUUUAAUCUUUAACCAGGAGAUGUUCUUCUGGUACCUGGCCAUGCCAAGCAGACAGGGCACAAAUGCUGAUAAGGAAAAUCUUGUAAGAAGAUUAGGAGAUCUAGGCUUUGAUGUGAGGGCAUAUGAUAACCUUAAAGCUGCUGAGGUGAUGGAAUUAAUUCAUGAAGUGGCCACAUCCAAUCAUGCAGACGCAGACUGUUUCCUUUGCGUUUUCUUGAGCCACGGUGAAAACGAUCAUGUGUUUGCCUACGAUGCAAAAAUCCAAAUCCAGGAUCUCACUGGCAUGUUCAAAGGAGACAAAUGCCAAAGCUUGGUAGGGAAGCCAAAGAUCUUCAUAAUUCAGGCUUGCCGCGGGGAGAAGCACGAUGAGCCUGUGAUGCCCAUGGACGUGGUCGACGCUGUGGACCAGGUGAACACAGUGGUAGUGGACGCUGGAGCCAUAUACACACUCCCUGCCGGAGCUGACUUCAUCAUGUGCUACUCUGUGGCUGAAGGGUACUAUUCUCAUCGCGAAACCGUCAGAGGCUCCUGGUACAUUCAGGACCUCUGUGAAUUGAUGCAGAGGUACGGCUCCACAUUGGAAUUCACAGAGCUCCUGACUCUGGUCAACAGGAAAGUCUCAACCAGGAGUGUUGCAAACUGUGCUGAUCGUACCGCCAUCGGGAAAAAACAGGUCCCCUGCUUUGCCUCUAUGCUCACGAAGAAGCUGUACCUCAGAUCAAAAAACAAGUGAAUUGUUCAGGGGACCAAACUGCACCAAUCAAGGUUUUAAUUUUUAUAUUGUGUCACUAGUGAACUGGAAUUCUGGGAUUGGUAUUGAAGCUAGGAAAUAGAGAAGUUAUCUUAAAUUUAAUUUACUCCUGACCCCCACUUACAAAAACUGUUGAUCCCAUUCCAUCCUGUGUGACUUCUAAACCCAACAUUGUUCUCCCAAACCUUACAGCUGUAUUGGGUCCGUCCAGACCUAACCUCUCAGUGUGACUGAACGUUUUAAAUUGGCUGCAAUGCUUGGGAGAUGGAGGUUGUGCCUUAAUGGUUCGUUCAGUGUUGUACACUAGGAGGGAGUCCUUACGAAUAACUUUUAUUAAUAAUAUUUGAAAUCUUUCCCUUUUUUAAUGUUAAAAAUGUAAUGUCUUUUGUGGGCAUCUGUUUGCCCCAACACAACCCCACCUACUUUCUGCUGACAAACAAUGGCUGUACUUUUUUUUUAUCAGGUAGCUGUAUGGCCUUUUUAGGAUAAAAAGGGAUUUUUUAGUAUUUUCUUUCUUUUAAUUUUUUUUUUAUUAAGCGGUUUACAAUUUCACAAGUUGACCAGUUUUUGAAAGCUGUAUUUUUUUCUACCUACAAGAAUAUAUUCCUAGUAAACAUCUUAUCUUCUCAAAUUGUUGAAGGAGUUUGUCAUCUGCUUUUUGUGUGUUAUGAUUCAGUGUAAAAAUCAGAGCUAUUAAAAACUUUAAUACACUACAUACACUCAAAUUGAAUCAGUAACUUUCACUUCGCAACAAUAAAUCAGACAUGUAUGGUGGCUUAUUUAAGGACAAGAUGGAAAUGAAUUUAAAAUGUGUUAGGUCAAAGUAUCAAAUAUCUUAUUUCAAACUUGGAUAAAAUGAUCUUAUGACACACAUUUUAUAUACAGUAUUCCAUGUCCUCAUAUGAGCCACCAGAAAUGAAAUCAAUUAACUAAAAUCACUUGCCCAAACUACCUCUGCCUUACUUCUGUUGGAUAAUGUAUUAUCUAUGGGUUUUUCCACUAUACAGUCAGGGGAUAGCUACGGAUGUAUUUUAUAAACUGUUGUUAAAUGAUCUGCAUGCAUUCUGUUUGUAAUGUUGUGGACAAUGGGAGAAAAUGUAAAAAUAUAAUGUGAACUGCUGGGUAGUUAAUAUGGGGAAUAAAAAAGGAAUUUGCAAAUUUAA